GAACAUGUUCAUUGUUGCAGUGUCGACGGUGGAUGUGGACGCGGUGCUGGGUCGUACGGCGUCUCUCCCCUGUGACGUCACACCCGACGCUAAUGAAGACAGGGUCUAUAUGGUGCUGUGGUUCCGGAAGAGUGGGGGCAAACCUAUAUAUAGUUUCGACGUCCGUGGGCGAUCGUUCAACAAGGCCUUACAGUGGUCAGACCCGGGCGCGUUCGGACCCCGGGCCUACUUCGCAACAGUCGCCCGACCAGCAGCGCUCACACUCAGCUCAGUGCAACUAGACGAUGAAGGCGUCUACAGGUGUAGAGUAGACUUUAAGAACUCGCCCACGAGAAACUUCCAAAUCAGACUAACUGUAAUAGUACCUCCUCAUCAAAUGCUGAUGUAUGAUAAGUCUGGCGCGGAUGUGUCUGGCGUGGUGGGUCCUUUGGAAGAGGGAACUGCCUUGGUGCUAGUGUGUGAAGUUCGGGGAGGCCGUCCCGAACCAACAGUAUCCUGGUGGAUAGAUGGGACGCCAGCCUCCCAAUACAUAGGAGUCAAGACAGACACACACGUCAUCGUCAAUCGCUUAGAGUUACAGCAUUUGAAGAGAGAAGACCUAAACACCACGUUCAAGUGUCGAGCUUCCAAUACAAACUUGGUUCCUCCACAAGAAAAAGUCGUCAGGCUUGAGAUGAAUUUGGUUCCAUUAUCAGUAUCUUUACUCAACCGGCCACAACAGCUGCUGUCUGCUGCAGCAGCAACUCUUCGAUGUGUAUCAGAAGGCAGUCGACCACCAGCUCACAUAGUCUGGUAUAAAGACAACAGGAGUUUUGACAGAAAUAUGGUAACAGACCAUUCAAACGAGACGUGGUCGGUUAGUACGUUGGUGUUCAGCCCAAGCCCUGCUGACAACGGAGCUAUAAUCAAAUGCGUGGCUGCCAACCCUAGCUUACCCACCAAGUCAAUAGACGACCAACUACAGCUCAACGUUGUAUACAGUCCCCUAGUGUCACUGACGCUCGGCAGUACGCUCAACCCUCACGACAUCAAGGAAGGCGACGACGUGUACUUUGAGUGCAACGUGCGCGCCAACCCUAGAGAACAUCGCAUCUCCUGGUUCCAUAACGACAGGCCAGUGAGUCAAAAUAUGACGUCAGGCAUUAUAGUCAGCACGCGGUCACUAGUUCUACAAAAAGUGACCAGAAGAGAAGCCGGUAGUUACUCCUGCAAGGCGGCUAACGCGAGAGGGGAGACUUCCAGCAAAGUAGUGACCUUGAGAGUUCAAUAUGCUCCCGUGUGUGGUGAGACAUCACCACAAGUGGUGGGGGCAGCGUUAGACGAAGCGUUGCGCGUGCGCUGCUCAGUGCACGCUGAUCCUGCUGACGUCACGUUUCUGUGGCAGUUUAACAACAGCGGCGAGAGUUUUAACGUCUCACCUGCUAGAUAUGGUACAGUGAAUGGCAGUAUAAGUGAACUUCGGUACACACCAGCCAGUGAGCGCGACUACGGCGCGUUGACCUGCCGCGGUACCAACACAGUGGGCAGGCAGGCGCAACCCUGUGUCUUCCAAAUUGUUCCAGCUGCUCGCCCGUCACCACCGAGGAACUGCACAGUUUCUGCUGGCAAUGGGUCCAAUUGGAUCGAGGACUCGAGUCGAGAGGACUAUGGCGAGCCUCUGACUGUGCGCUGUGUCACCGGCUAUGAUGGAGGUCUACCUCAACUGGUUGUGUUAGAAGCAUUGGACUCGGAGAAUGGGAAGAUCAGGUUCAAUGUCACUGCUAAUGAGACUGACGGUGUAGCUGUAUUCCUAGUACCGGCCGGGGUGCUAUGGUCCAGUGGCAGUGCACUCAGGUUGACAGUGCAUUCGAGGAAUGAUAAAGGAGCUUCGGACCGCAUCAUGUUGCAUGCACUUGCGUAUCAAGACCCUGAGAGAAGGACAGAUGGUGGCAACAGUCUAAUGGCCGGUGUCUCGAAAGCUGCUUUCUGGUCGAUUAUCUUCACUGCCAUAAUCUGCGGAUGCGCGGCCAUUUUCACGGGAUAUUUUCUACGAAGAAAAAGAAGUAAUCCUCCUACAAAGCAACAGUCGUCGGAGCUCCAGCUGAACGCAGGCGACGGGCAGUACGUGGUGGCCUACACUUUAAAGCCCCCGAAACAAGCGCAGCCGGACAUAUUGAACCCACCGCCAGACGGGGCGCCGCCGAGCGCGAAGUGUGUUACAGAGGCGGCCACGAAAAAUGGCGCACUCCAUCCAACCGAGGAGUGGGGGAGUGAGCGCGCCAGCGCAGCGCUUGACGACCAUCGACCCGUACUGUCGCCGAAAGCAAUUUUAAAUAAACCACCUGUACCACUUGGCGCGAUGACGUUAAGUAGGAGAGAGCAUCUCAUAGCCGAAGAAAUACCAGGUCCAGAGAGUUGUGUAUAA
Messenger RNA from Spodoptera littoralis (African cotton leafworm), 2404 nucleotides. NCBI's taxonomy places the organism in Eukaryota, Metazoa, Arthropoda, Insecta, Lepidoptera, Noctuidae. The record is from the annotation of a GenBank genome assembly.